GUUAUAACGUGCGAGGCUCUAUAUGUAAGUCAGCCCAAACUGUCAGUCAGCUGUACAAAUGGCUUCAACUUUGGUUCCACGUGUCAGUUCCGUUGUGAGGCUGGUUACCCAUUGCUGGGGAUGGCAAACACGUCAUGUGAACUAACCAAUGAUAACCAUCCACGUGGCCAGUGGUUUCCUGAUCCAAAGGAGCAAAACCCAACGUGUAAAGUGAUGAAAUGUCCACCGUUACGCCUACCAAAGAACGGCGCCAUCUCGUGUAGCGGGUGGGCCCUGGGUGAGACGUGCCAGCUCCAGUGUGAGGACAGGUAUGACAUCCCGUACAACAUGCCCAGUCACGGGCUGUGGGUCUGUUCUACCACUAACGGCGUCUGGGCACCGGACGAUCGGGUACUGGACUGCACACGUAGAAGAAACCCGCGGCGGCUGAGACUACCAGGAGAGGUGUACUACUACAGCGGCAGCUGCGGAGAUCUGCACACACUACAGGAGAUACGGCACAACUUCAUCAGGGCGUUAAACAGUUCUAGUUACUCCCAACUCUGCAUCAAGUUUACUGAAUGCGCGGCAACUAAUGUUAACGUCACGUGUGGUCCUGUUACUCGCAGAGCCCGAGAUGUACACUCCUCAGCAAAAUACCGAGUCCGAGUUGGGUUCUCUAUAGAGAUCACACCAACAAACGAGUCGCUCACACAACAGGACAUGUACAGACUGGACGAGACCCUGAACCUGAUGGCAGCGGCAGUGGAAGACGAUAUUGCAGAAGGACGGUUCAACUUGGACUCCGUACGCGUGAAAGACAUGGCCCUGGAUUUGGACGUGAACUCCGUGUACUUUGAUUAUCCAGAGAUGGAGUGUCCAUACGGCACAGUUCCACGCUACAACACACAGUCAUGUGCCAGCUGUUCUACCGGCACGUUCUAUGAUGAGGCAGUUCACGAAUGUACGGAGUGUCCGCGGGGUCAGUAUCAGGAUCAGGACGGACAGUUGGAGUGUAAAACCUGUCCACCCGGUACAUCUACUGUACAGACUGCUGCAACAUCAGUACUGGACUGCAAAGGCUUGUGUCCACCUGGAAAGUACUCCGCUACAGGCCUAGAGCCCUGUUCUACUUGUCAGAUCAACACAUUCCAACCAGGAAUCGGCAAGACCUUCUGUAAUCGCUGUCCAAAUACCACUGUAACCAAGUAUGCGGGAGCUUCUUCGUGUGAAGAGCGUGAAUGA
Messenger RNA from Branchiostoma floridae (Florida lancelet), 1224 nucleotides. RefSeq names its product sushi, von Willebrand factor type A, EGF and pentraxin domain-containing protein 1-like. Bases 121 to 1224 code for a protein of 367 amino acids. Gene Ontology annotation, cellular component: cell surface. The record is from RefSeq and is a predicted model, not a curated record. NCBI's taxonomy places the organism in Eukaryota, Metazoa, Chordata, Leptocardii, Amphioxiformes, Branchiostomatidae. The transcript has 7 exons. Gene Ontology annotation, biological process: signal transduction.